CCGAUCGGGAUCGGCCAUGGCGACGUCCAUGCUUCGAUCUGCCCUCGCGCUCCGGCGAUCGGCAAGUCUGAGGCUUCUGGUUCGCAUCCCCUUGAGCUCUGCGUCGGCUGUAUCCUUCAGCAGCAACACCGCCUCCUCCGGCAAGGGUGAGGACGCCGGCGGCCGGUCUGAGAAGCGUCAUACCGAUAAGAAAGAUGACGAGUCAACUGCAGCAAGGAGGCGAAGCAAACAAAACGGACAUGGCAUCUCCCGAAGCCUGUUUGAUGAUUUUGAUGAUUCUGAUUGGGAGAUGGCGGCGCUUUUGGACGACGACAAGCCUCCCCGAGGAUCUUCCACUGGACAAGACUCUACCAAGGACUCCUCCUCCUCCUCUGCGGCGGCAGAGUCGGACGUGUCCUCGCCAUCAUUAGGGGGCUUCUGGGACUCCGGAAGCUCUUCAUCAUGGGGUUCGGGAGGAGGGGACUCGUGGUCAGGAGGAGGGGGAUUCUCGGGAGACUAGCUACCUGCUAGAUACUCAUGUGAUUCUUAGCAAGUUUUUCCCAGUUUAAUUCGUCAGACUAUAAACCAUGUGAGGUUUUUGUCUAGUGAUUCCUUUUUGCAACAUUUUGUAAGAGAACCAAAACGAUUCCGUAUAUUGCCAUAAUAUCUUGUGCCUAGAUUUUAGGUUUUGAAACAGAAUAUGUCAACGUAAAA
This is a messenger RNA of Triticum dicoccoides, 693 nucleotides long. RefSeq lists its product as uncharacterized. Bases 17 to 499 code for a protein of 160 amino acids. The transcript is spliced from 3 exons. The record is from RefSeq and is a predicted model, not a curated record. NCBI's taxonomy places the organism in Eukaryota, Viridiplantae, Streptophyta, Magnoliopsida, Poales, Poaceae.